Tetranychus urticae (two-spotted spider mite) is the source of this 607-nucleotide messenger RNA. RefSeq names its product BET1 homolog. Lineage: Eukaryota; Metazoa; Arthropoda; Arachnida; Trombidiformes; Tetranychidae. The record is from RefSeq and is a predicted model, not a curated record.
CUGUCGAUAUAUUAUUAAACUAACAUGAGUUUUACAAAAAAUGAAGGUUUAAAAAAUAUGUCAUCAUUAUGUACAUGUCAACAAAUUGUUUAACGGACUGUUUCAUCUAACUGUUUUAUAAUUAAACCUUAAUUAAGAUCUAGAAUAACUUUUAGUUUUGUUUUUGUAUACAGAGUCUUUGAUUUUACUGUUUACUGUGAUUUUAACUCAAUGGCUAGGAGACCAAAUGCACAUUCCUUCGGAGAAACUGAAAACGACCAACUCAUAUAUGGACUCAAAAGUAAAGUAACGACAUUAAAAUCGCUUACUUUGGAUAUGGGUGACGAAAUUAAAUAUCAAAAUGCAUUUCUCAAUGAUCUAGACAAAGAUACCGACUCUACAUUUGGAAUGUUAUCAUCCAACAUAAAUCGUAUUAAAAGGCUUUCCCGAUCUGGCGGCUGUAAAUUUUAUUUCAUGUUGAUAGCCUUCUCUUUCUUUGUUUUCUUCUUCAUUUGGAUGAUGUUUUAUUAAUAAAAUGACAAGCUAAAUAUUUUACACUACAAAUAAUGGAUGUUUUAGUCAAUGAACAAACAACGCAGAGAUAUUAUAAAUGAAGGUAGUUUAUUAA